Striga asiatica is the source of this 2014-nucleotide messenger RNA. NCBI's taxonomy places the organism in Eukaryota, Viridiplantae, Streptophyta, Magnoliopsida, Lamiales, Orobanchaceae. The record is from the annotation of a GenBank genome assembly.
GAGAGAGAGAGAGAGAGAGAUGGAAGGGAAUUCACUGCGCUUUGUCUCAACGAGCCCCCAGUUGUUGCCUUCCUAUUUUCCCACACCUGCUAUGAAUGGUAAGUUAAAUUUCCUGCCUUGCCUGAACACUCCUGUUGGACAGAAGAUGAGGAAACGUAUUUUUGUCAAAGCCACAUCAUCUUCUGGUCAUAACCAUCAGGAUGGGUCUUCCUCCGAGUCAAAGAGUCCUCUCUCUCUGAUUCUCGAUGUUCCGAGGACAAUUUGGAAACAAACUUUGAGACCGUUGAGUGAUUUUGGAUUCGGUAGGAAAAGCGUGUGGGAGGGUGGUGUUGGCUUGUUUCUUGUGUCGGGGGCAUUUCUGUUGGCAUUUAGCUUGGCUUGGUUGAGGGGGUUUCAGUUAAGAUCAAGGUUCAACAAAUAUCUGGCUGUUUUUGAGUUUUCGAAUGCUAGUGGCAUUUGUGCCGGCACACCCGUUAGGAUUCGAGGGGUAAAUGUGGGGAAUGUGGUUCGCGUUAACUCCUCUCUCAAGAGUAUCGAGGCUGAAGUUGAGAUUAGAGAUGACAAACUUAUAAUACCACGGAAUUCUUUGAUCGAAGUCAAUCAGUCUGGUCUUCUCAUGGAAACUCUCAUUGACAUUACCCCACGAGAUCCCAUUCCAUCUCCUUCAGUUGGACCUCUUCAUGCAAAUUGUGUUAAAGAGAGUUUAAUUGUAUGCGACAGGCAAAAGAUAAAGGGGCAUCAGGGGGUGAGUUUGGAUGCAUUGGUUGGAAUAUUUACUCGCAUUGGGCGUGAAGUUGAAGAAAUUGGUGUUGCCAAUGCCUAUUCAAUGGCUGAAAGGGUUGCCAAUAUUAUUGAAGAGGCACGACCUCUUCUUUCGAAGGUGUGCUCUCGUUGUUGUCACUUACUUGAAUGGAGUUCCAUUGUGUUGGAUUUAAUUCUGAAGUGUGAACUAACUAGUGUUGUCAUAUUUACUUGGACAAUGGCUCCUGUAGAGGGUAGACAGGCUCAUUCUAUUAGGUUCUACUAUGCCCUCUUGAGCUCACCCGUGAAGCUGGCAUAUGGUUAUCGGGACCACUCUGGGGUUUUGGCAGCUAAGUGUUAUGUUAGUGCUUUCCCCAACAAUGUAUCUGUUCCGAUGGCCAUCUUUAGAAUAAGAAUGCAAAACGAAAAUGAUUACGUCUUUGAUGUAGUAAUUUUUCAGAUUCAAGCCAUGGCAGAAGAUAUAGAACCUUUGCUGGCUGAAGUUCAAGAUAGUGGUUUGCUAAAGGAUGUAGACAGCUUAACCAAAAGCCUUACGCGAGCAUCUGAGGAAUUUAGAAGGGUGCAGUCAUCAAUUAUGACCCCGGAGAAUACUGAAUUAAUUCAGAAAUCUAUUUAUACCCUCAUAUUUACUUUGAAGAACAUUGAGAACAUAAGCUCUGAUAUAUUAGGAUUUACUGGGGAUGAAGCCACAAGAAAGAACUUGAAGUCGCUCAUCAAAUCUCUCAGCCGGAUGCUGUGAAGAAGAGAAGCAAAUUUCUUGAUUUUACAUCUUGUCUGUGUACCAACAUCAGUUGUCCUGUAGUCGGACACAAGUAAUGUUGUUAUUCUUCUUUUUGUUCAGCUAAAGAUUUGCUCAGAGUGUCCACUAGAUAAAGUAAUUUGCUUAGUUUCGAAGUUUUUAUUCCAAAGAUGGCAAGUAAGGUUUUAUUCCAAGACUAGACAGCGUUAGGCAAUUCAAUUUUGAAAGUAAGGUUUUAUGAUUCAUUGAUAAUGGUGAAAUUUAGCAACUUUCUAGCCUCAGUUUCUAGUCGCAAGGCAACGCUAUAACGUUUAUGACCCAAUUUCAGUCAUAGUUUUUGUGUACUGUGCAGUCUAUACAAGUAAAUGAUAUCAUUUGAUGAAAAUAUACUAAUUCGAAUAUGUAUGAUUAAAUUUGUGAUGUUUUACGAAGUGAUGGAAUUUAGGCUUUGAUUGGAGAUUAUUCCCUAUUCUAUCCGUGGAAUAAAUUAAAACGAAUAUUGAAUAAUUCUAU